AAAGCUGUAAAAGUCUCAGUUAGGAUGUGUGUUGAUUAAACUGUGGUGGGGCUGAGCAAUUCGCCUGAAACUUCAUAGGGAAUAAGCAACUGUUAAUGACUUUCAGAUUAUCUUAAAAAGAAGACCAACUGGAAAAAAUAAUGAAGUUCCUCAUCUUCACAUUUGUUGGUGUUGUUCAUCUUUUACCCCUGGGCUCUGGGAAAGCUAUAUACAAAGAUGGCAUCUCUCAGAGGACUUUUCAAGAAAUAAAAGAAGAAAUAGCCAACUAUGGAAAUGUUGCUAAAGCAAUCAUCGACCUUGCCGUUUAUGGUAAAGCCCAGAACCGAUCCUAUGAGCGGCUGGCACUUCUGGUUGAUACCGUUGGGCCUAGACUGAGUGGUUCCAAGAACCUAGAAAAAGCCAUCCAAAUUAUGUACCAAAACCUGCAGGAAAAUGGGCUGGAUAAUGUCCACCUGGAGCCAGUCAAAAUCCCCCACUGGGAAAGGGGAGAAGAAUCUGCUGUGAUGCUGGAGCCAAGAAUUCACAAGAUGGCUAUUUUGGGUCUUGGUGGAAGCAUUGGGACUCCUCCAGAAGGCAUCACAGCCGAAGUUCUGGUGGUGACCUCUUUCGAUGAACUGCAGAGAAGGGCCCCAGAAGCAAGAGGGAAGAUCGUUGUGUAUAACCAACCUUAUGUCAGCUACUGGAGGACAGUGCAAUACCGGGUUCAGGGAGCGGUGGAAGCUGCCCGGGUUGGGGCGUUGGCAUCCCUCAUUCGAUCCGUGGCUUCCUUCUCCAUCUACAGUCCUCACACAGGUAUUCAGGAAUACCAGGAUGCUGUGCCCAGGAUCCCAACGGCCUGUAUCACAGUGGAAGAUGCAGAAAUGCUGUCAAGAAUGGCUUCUCGGGGGAUCAGAAUUGUCAUUCAGUUGAAGAUGGGGGCAAAGACCUACCCAGAUACGGACUCCUUCAACACUGUAGCAGAGAUCACUGGGAGCAAGUUUCCGGAACAGGUUGUACUGGUCAGUGGACAUCUGGACAGCUGGGAUGUUGGGCAGGGUGCCAUGGACGAUGGUGGUGGAGCCUUUAUAUCAUGGGAAGCACUCUCACUUAUUAAAGAUCUUGGGUUGCAUCCAAAGAGGACUCUGCGCCUGGUACUCUGGACUGCAGAGGAACAAGGUGGAAUUGGUGCCCUCCAGUAUUAUCAGUUGCACAAGGCAAAUGUUUCUAACUACAGUCUGGUGAUGGAGUCUGACUCAGGGACCUUCUUACCCACUGGACUUCAGUUCACUGGCAGUGACAAGGCCAGGGCCAUCAUGGAAGAGGUCAUGAAGCUCCUGCAGCCUCUCAAUAUCACUCAGCUCUUGAGCAAUGGAGAAGGGACAGACAUUAACUUUUGGAUCCAAGCUGGAGUGCCUGGAGCUUUUGAAAAACUAAGAAACCCUAAGUUAGAUGCUGGUGGUAGCUAUGAGGAAAAGACUGAUACUUAA
Messenger RNA from Carlito syrichta (Philippine tarsier), 1466 nucleotides. It is a transcript of the gene CPQ, whose product is annotated as carboxypeptidase Q. The transcript is spliced from 8 exons. The coding region runs from base 141 to 1466 and encodes 441 amino acids. NCBI's taxonomy places the organism in Eukaryota, Metazoa, Chordata, Mammalia, Primates, Tarsiidae. The record is from RefSeq and is a predicted model, not a curated record. Gene Ontology annotation, molecular function: metallodipeptidase activity. Gene Ontology annotation, biological process: thyroid hormone generation; peptide catabolic process; proteolysis.